This is a messenger RNA of Formica exsecta, 1204 nucleotides long. RefSeq names its product pyruvate dehydrogenase E1 component subunit beta, mitochondrial-like. NCBI's taxonomy places the organism in Eukaryota, Metazoa, Arthropoda, Insecta, Hymenoptera, Formicidae. Gene Ontology annotation, biological process: pyruvate decarboxylation to acetyl-CoA. Bases 82 to 1161 code for a protein of 359 amino acids. The record is from RefSeq and is a predicted model, not a curated record. The transcript has a single exon. Gene Ontology annotation, molecular function: pyruvate dehydrogenase (acetyl-transferring) activity.
CCCAACUCUAAAACAUACGUAUCAAAUUGCGUAUUAAUAGCCAGAUAUUAUACUGAGUCGAAAUAUUUAUUCGCGUUCGAGAUGUAUUUUCUUCGUCCGUUGAGAGAUAAAUUGAUGCUGCGAGCGACGCAUCAUUGUAUCGUUAAAACGCCCCGCAGAUCCGUCACGAAAAUGACUGUACGAGACGCGCUGAAUAUGGCUCUCGACGAGGAGUUGGCUCGAGAUGAGAAGGUAUUCAUUAUCGGUGAGGAGGUUGCCGAGUUCGACGGCGCUUACAAGAUUACGCGCGGUCUCUGGAAGAAGUACGGCGACAAGCGGAUGAUCGAUACGCCGAUCACAGAGGCCGGAUUCUGUGGUAUAGCGAUCGGCGCGGCGCUCCUAGGCUUGAAACCGAUAUGCGAGUUCAUGACCUUCAAUUUCGCUAUGCAAGCCUUUGACCGUAUCAUCAACGGUGCCGCCAAGAAUCUCUACAUGUCUGCUGGCAGAUAUCCCGUCUCCGUUCUCUUUCGCGGUCCGAACGGUAACGCCAAGGGCUUGGCCGCGCAGCAUUCUCAGUGCUUUGCCGCGUGGUACAUGAGCGCGCCCGGCUUGAAGGUUGUGUCGCCGUCAACCUGCGAGGAUUACAGGGGUUGCCUCAAGGCAGCCGUGCGCGAUCCCGAUCCUGUCAUCAUGCUGGAGAGCGAGUUACUUUACAACCUCGAGUUUCCCAUGUCCGAUCAAGCUAUGGACAAGGACUAUCAGAUACCUUUUGGCAAAGCCAAGGUGGAGAAACUUGGCAAACAUAUCACUCUGGUGACGCACGGCCAGGCGUACAUGUAUACGCUUCAAGCGGCCGACAUAUUAGCCGGACAAGGGAUCGAGGCGGAAGUUGUCAAUCUGCGCUCGCUCAGACCCCUGGAUUGGGACACCGUGUUCAAAUCGAUCGGCAAGACACACCGAUUGAUGACUGUCGAGCUGGGUUGGCCGAGAUGCGGAGUAGGAUCCGAGAUUGUUGCGACAGUGAUGGAGAAUCCAGUAUUCUUUCAGCUCGACGCACCCGCAGUACGGUGCGCCGGUAUCGACGUUCCGAUGCCUUAUUCGGAGAAGAUUGAGUACGAAUGUACCCCAAAGGAUCAUCAUAUAGCGGACGCCGCUAAACGCGUCUGCGGCACAAAAUUCUAAUACUCGUUUAUUCUAAUAUUUUGUAUUUGCGCGAAUAAAGUUU